Messenger RNA from Mercenaria mercenaria, 1837 nucleotides. RefSeq lists its product as uncharacterized. Bases 374 to 1432 code for a protein of 352 amino acids. Lineage: Eukaryota; Metazoa; Mollusca; Bivalvia; Venerida; Veneridae. The transcript is spliced from 7 exons. The record is from RefSeq and is a predicted model, not a curated record.
UCAGUAUGUUUAUUUUAUACGUAUACAUAAACGAGCACGUUAGAACACCGACAGUAUGCAGGGAUACGUGUAUCCAUAUCGAUCACAGUGAAAAAUACGUCGAACCUCGUCGAUAUUUGAAGUUCGUUGUAAACUAUUGAUUUUGAAUUGUAUACUUCAGCUUAAACUUUGUAUAUUUUCCUUUAUACGACAGGUUCAAUCAUUUAUUUAUGAUAACGAUCCAAAAAGCGCUUUAAAUAAAUACAGCCUUUAACAGCAUAGAGGGUAGCAGAAUGUGUUAUAAAUUAUAUACGUUUUGUAUAGACAGUUAAUUUUGAUUUACGGUUGCAUUUCGUCUGAUUUUGGAAGUAUAUGAAAUUUCAAAAACUACAAUAUGAUGUUCUCGUCAUCUGACGUGUUUACACAGCUUCAGCCUCGGCACGUUGGCCGGAGAGAACGAAGGCCGGGUGCACGAGAAAGGCACUCAUCCCAACGACAAAGACACGUGCAAGACUCAGACCAUUCUACAGUGAACAGACUAAAAACGUCAGCACAAACGUCUCACACAACAAACAAAACAUCAUAUUCCAUGGAUUCUGCAAUUUCUGAAUUUUCACGCAACAAACGGAACGACAACCCUGGUCACGAGACAGUCACGUCAAGCUACAGAGAGGUUUCAACCAUCGAGGCUAUCCGGGCAAGUAUGAAGGCAACAGCCAGACCUAAAUCUGCACCACCGCCACAUAUACCGGCGUGGAUGGUUAAUUUAGAUAUAAAUCUAGAUGUGACUUCAGUAGAUAUCAUUCCACCAUUUCAGGAAAGUGAGAAGACUAUAAAUUAUAAAGAAAAAGAAACUUUUACUGAAACACCUUCCUUUGCGUUCCUUGACACUGAAUCAGAGGGUAGUGAGGAUGAAGAAGUUCGUUUUAAAGAACAGAAAGAACGGUUCAACUCUGAAAGAACUAAACUGAAUGCAAUGAAAAGUCAAACAAGUGACAGUAUUCAGUCAAGUCGACCGCAAUCAAGGCAAUAUAAUAGACCUUUGUCUUUAAUGGAGGAAACAAGACCGAUGUCAAAUACAUUUAGAAUUGCAGGAAGAUUUUCACCAACAGGAAAAGAGAAUGGGAGUCCUCGACGUUACCAAGGUGACAAGAAAGUGAUGUCCAUGCAACAAGGCGGCAUCCGAAGUACACCGUUUCAGCCGAAAGCAAAGAAAUUCAUUAAUCAGAUGAUAACAUACCGUCACAUGAAACACCAUGACAACAAAAUUCGAAUAGCAAAACCUGCCAUCGACACGAAAAUGCCAGCAACGUUUAAAAUUGCUCUUGAGAGAAAGCAACUAGUUGAGAACAGAUUAAGUGAUUCGUGGAGCAGAAUGUCAACAACGCCAACACCAUCAAAAUCUUCAACAGAAAACAUUUCAAAGACUCAAAGUACACAAAGAUCAAGGUAGUUGCGGACCGAAAGCCAAAUACUGUCUGUGAUAUCUUUAACUGUGAUAAAUCGCUUCAUAUUUAUGCCGUAACUGUAAGCUCGCUUUGGAUUUUAAAGUAGGAAGAUCAAGAUAGUUUUGGAAUGAACUGUUUCUUUUUACGAUGAGUAUAUGAAGCCCGCUGUGGUUAUCUAUAGAACUUUAUUAUGAUCUUUCUACGCUUGGUAGUAUCUAACGUAAAAUAGAAAGGGCAAUGUUUAUUUUUUUCCUUGUUUGUUCUUUUUUUAAAAAAAGAAUUCGUUUAUAUUCAAUAGUAUUGUCAUUUAAUGUUAAUUAUUAUUGUAAUAAGAACUAAGUUAACGAAAAUAAGUGUUUAGUGGCUAAAAGCGUUAGUUAUAUCCGUGUAAAAUAGAAUAUGAAAGAUAA